GCUGAAGAAAAAAACAUACGCGGCAUCUUGCAACCAUCGGAUGUGUAGGUAUGCGGUCACGUGCAUUACUUACUGCCCUCUGAGAGAACCUGCAGAGUUACUUACAAUCAGCACUACCAUGUCGCUUGUGCUGGCUGUGAAUGCCGGUUCGUCGUCGCUCAAAAUUUCACUCUUCCACCGUUCUGCUGAGAAUGCCGCGAAUCCGGUAUUACUCCUAUCCUCGUCCACAUCAUCCAUAUUCGCCCCUCCAGCCAAGUUUAGGCUUAGUUUUAUCGCCUAUCAACACAGGUCAUUGAACGAAGAAGUCGACUCUAUCCAUGAUCAUGCAUCGGCAUUUACGCACUUCUUGGAUCGCCUCAAGGAAGAAGCGAGCGUCGACCUAAUUGACAUUAAGCACGUUGCACAUCGUGUGGUGCAUGGUGGCGACUACAUAAGCCCUGUCAUGAUAUGCAAAGAAUCCUAUCACCAUAUCAAAAGACUGUAUGGCCUUGCUCCUCUACACAAUGGAUCCGCUCUUGCUGUCAUCAAGUUAGCCGUUGGCGUCCUUCCGCACGCGAAAUCUAUAGCAUUUUUUGACAGUGCAUUCCACAAAGAUAUUCCGGCUCAUGUAGCUACCUAUGCGAUCAAUCAGCAAGUAGCGCACGAGAGGGGGUUGAGGAAAUACGGUUUCCAUGGUUUAAGCUACGCGUUCAUGUUGCGAGCGGUGGCUGCGCAUCUUAACAAGGCUCCGAAUACUCUAAACAUAAUCGCUCUUCAUAUCGGUUCGGGGGCUUCCAUGUGCGCCAUCCGCAAUGGCCAGUCCAUCGAUACAAGUAUGGGGUUGACUCCACUCAGUGGACUACCUGGAGCUACGCGCGCUGGUGACAUAGACGCGAGCCUAAUUUUCCAUUACAGCAGUGGGUCUCCGGCGCGUAUGAGCCAGGACCCUAGUAUUCCAGAGGAAGCCAAAGUGACAGAAGCUGAGGAGAUCCUUAACUUGAAAUCAGGUUGGAAGGGACUCACCGGUACAGCCGACUUCAAGGAGAUCACGGAGAAGGCGAAUACAAGUAUACAUUCUGAUCCUAUAUCUCGCACCGCAGACCCGAAUACGCUUGCAUUCCGCAUCAUGUUAGAUCGCAUACUCCAUUUUGCCGGGGCAUAUCAUCUGGCUCUCCACGGAGACGUUGAUGCUCUGGUUUUUGCGGGAGGCGUGGGAGAACGAAGUGCCCAGUUGAGAUGUGCUGUCGGAGAAGCUGUCGCGUGCCUCGGGUUCACGGUAAUCGACGAGACAAAGAACAGUCGAGUGAAUGAUGACGAAGGGAUCAUUGUGGAUAUCGGGAGGAAUGACGGGAGGAAGAGGAUGCUAGUUUGCCACACUGACGAGCAGCUUGAGAUGGCAAGAGAGUGUUCUCUUGCAGAUCAAUUCUGGACAUAAUCAUAAUAAUAAUUAGUAAUACAAGUAUUUGCAGUGGCGGGUUCAACGUUCU
Messenger RNA from Suillus bovinus, 1466 nucleotides. Its product is annotated as Acetokinase family-domain-containing protein. Bases 41 to 1414 code for a protein of 457 amino acids. Gene Ontology annotation, molecular function: acetate kinase activity. Gene Ontology annotation, biological process: phosphorylation; acetate metabolic process. The record is from RefSeq and is a predicted model, not a curated record. The transcript has 6 exons. NCBI's taxonomy places the organism in Eukaryota, Fungi, Basidiomycota, Agaricomycetes, Boletales, Suillaceae.